UGUUAUUAUGAUGUCGAAAUCUGAAAAUUCGGUAUUUUCUGAUGCUAAUCAAUUGUCUAAAAAUAAUACUGGAACAUUCACAGGGCAACAUGCAACACCCGAUUUUCUCUUUGGUUCUCGUAACAGACGUCGAAGUUUAAUUGCAUCUUUUGAUAGUGGUACUCCAGAGAAUCGACCAUUUGAACAUGAUAUGCUUAGCGUAGCCUCGAGAAGUUCUCAAAGCAGUAACAAAAGUGUCCAUUGGUCACCAACAUUGACACAAACGAGAAGUAUUGCUUCCAGUGGCACAUGUGAAGAUUUUUCCAUGGAUACUGAUCUGGAUAAUUCAUCCUUAGGACCAGAUAUUUCAACUGAUCCUCCUCUUCGUUCUAUGAGGGAAGAACUACUACUUCCGCAACAGAUGUCCAAGGAUUCAAAUUCCACAACUACGAGUCUGUCAAGCCUUCAAACGUUGGACCUUCAAACGCAACAAGAAAUUGCUGCACAUUGGGUUACUGUGUUUGGUUUCUCUCGAGAAGAUGCAGCAUAUAUCCUUAAAUUAUUUGCACGACAUGGCACAAUUGUUACUCAUCGGUUUCCUAAAGAUGGUAAUUGGAUAUUUCUACGUUAUGCUUCUCCUGUUCACGCCCAGCAAGCUCUUUCUCGAAAUGGUCAAAUCAUAGAUGGUCGGUUGCGCCUAGGAGUAGUUCCAGUUGAUAAUAAAGAGGUGAUGAAUUUAGAGGAUGACGAUUACAACUCAUUUUUACAAGCAGAUAAUGAAAAUAGUGUCCUGUUCAACCGUAAUAGUCGUAGCAUGUCAACUUUGAUGGAAUAUUCCUCUUUAAAUGGAAUUGGCCCGUUAGCUUCUCCAAAUUCAGCCUCACAUCCUCUAGAUACAAGUUUUAAUACUUCAUUAAUUGCGUCAUCUGUCCGUCCAGGAAUUCGUUCUCUACGUGCUUCUUUCAAUGCAAUAGAUAAUUAUUACCGGGUUGACGAGGAAACGGAACCGACGAAGUCUUACGGGUUGUGGGAUAAAUUAUGGAGUUUUGUUGCAUAA
This is a messenger RNA of Acanthocheilonema viteae, 1036 nucleotides long. Lineage: Eukaryota; Metazoa; Nematoda; Chromadorea; Rhabditida; Onchocercidae. The record is from the annotation of a GenBank genome assembly.